This is a messenger RNA of Ylistrum balloti, 526 nucleotides long. RefSeq names its product cyclic AMP-dependent transcription factor ATF-3-like. Gene Ontology annotation, molecular function: RNA polymerase II transcription regulatory region sequence-specific DNA binding; DNA-binding transcription activator activity, RNA polymerase II-specific. The record is from RefSeq and is a predicted model, not a curated record. Gene Ontology annotation, cellular component: nucleus. Lineage: Eukaryota; Metazoa; Mollusca; Bivalvia; Pectinida; Pectinidae. Gene Ontology annotation, biological process: regulation of transcription by RNA polymerase II. The coding region runs from base 1 to 486 and encodes 161 amino acids. The transcript has 3 exons.
AUGGCUGAAACUUUGCACGGAACCAACAUGGACUCGGAGAAUUCCAAAACGAUGUCGCCUGCUGUUAUGGAGGAGGUUGAGACAGAGAAACUUAACCGGGUGUUUUUGUCCUCUAUGAAGGAGGGUGAUCCUCUCCCCCUCAUCAAGGAGGAAUUAAAAUAUCUUAUUCAAUCACGGAGGCUAGCGGUCGGAAAAGAGGAGCUCAGCGUAAAGUUCCACCCUCCACUAACCCCACAGCUCGAGCCUGAAGAUAGAAUUAAAAUGAAGAAAAGACGAGAACAGAACAGAAAUGCUGCACAACGAUUUAGAACAAAAAAGAAAUCAAAGAAAGAAAAAGUAGAAAAGGAGCUCGAGUUUCUGAAUUCUAGAAACAACGAACUGCGUGCCAAGGUUGAGGACUUAGAGAGACAAGUUCACAUGUAUCGUCAAUACAUAGACUGUGUCUCCCAGGAUGCAAUACAUUUAGAAAAUUUCCCUCCAAAGUGACAUUAGCCAAUCAAUAACGGACAGGAAAGUGAUGAACCGC